AAGAUCAAUCCUAAUAUCAGAUACUGAUAACUAAAAAUUGAUCUAAAACAAGGUUGAUAUGGUAAUUUCAAACAAGGUAACAUUCUUUCCACCCCUUUAUAUACUUCACCCCUUCGAUGCAUUCUUUCUUGUGUGUGUCUGUGUUUAUGUGCCAAAAAAAUUGUUGUUUUCUUGUAUAUUAUUUUUUUAAAAACCUAGUUUUUAGCAUCAACAGCAUUUUCUUUUCUUUUUCUUUGCUAUCUUUCACAGCAAUGGAAGAUAAUCAAGGUCAAGACUCGAAUAAUAGUCCAAGAAACCAAGGGACUGAGAGAAGUGAACCAGUUAGGUCAAGAUGGACUCCAAAGCCAGAGCAAAUCUUGAUUCUUGAAUCCAUCUUUAAUAGUGGAAUGGUAAAUCCACCUAAAGAUGAAACUGUUAGAAUAAGGAAACUUCUUGAGAAGUUUGGUUCUGUUGGAGAUGCGAAUGUUUUUUACUGGUUUCAAAACAGAAGGUCAAGAUCUCGCCGCCGGCAACGCCAGAUGCAGGCUACUCUUGCUGAAGAACAAAGAAAUCAACAAGCUCAAGCUAGUGGUGGUGCAAUUCAAUAUGAUGGUGGCAGCACAUCUUCUUUGGGUUUUGCAAAUUCUUCUUCUUUCAGUGCUGUUUCUGUAUCUCCUCCUCCUUUUGUUGUUGGUUCCUCUACCACUUCUUGUGGACUUGUUGCUUGUGGUGGCGAAGAUGGUGUAGCGAAUAAUCUCUAUUCAAUCCCUAAUCAAAUGGGUUUUCAAGAAAUGGGGCAUACAUCUGGUAUAUCUUCAAUUUUAUGCCCAACAGAAACUUCAAAUUUGAAUUACCAAACUGUUUUUAUCAAUGGAGUUCCAACAGAAGUUCCAAGAGGGCCAUUGGACAUGAAAGCAAUGUUUGGUCAAGAUGUAGUGUUGGUUCAUUCCUCUGGAAUGCCUGUACCCACUAAUGAAUUUGGAUUUCUAAUGCACAGCUUGCAGCACGGCGAAAGCUAUUUCCUGGUAAACAUCGUGGGAAGCUAAUAAUUCUUCACUUUUCAAUCUCUCUCUCUCUUUGUAUGUGCCUUUCUUGUGCUUCAACCAUAAAUAACACUCAUCACCAAAACAUUAGCCUCUUCUGUUCAUGUUCAAAUGAUAUCAUUCUUUUUCUUUUCUUUCCUUUUUUUCCUCUUUCUUCUUCUCCUUCUUCUUCCUGUUCUUGUUUGGUGAAAGAUUAUUGGUUUUUCAAGUGUAAUGUCCAAAUUUAUGUUAGUUCUGAAAUGAACUUCUUUUGCUUAAUAUUGGUAAAUGAAGGAAUUUUUUGAAUUCCAUGAAAACUUUCUUUCUCUUCUCUCUCUCUCUCUCUGUUUACUACUUGGUAGCUCAUUUUUUACAUAAACCAAAGAAUCCAAUGGUAGGAUCAUUUUUAAUCUACUUUAUUUCAGUUCAAGAUUCCAAAAAGGUUGAGAUGUAAAAAUGCUGUUUACAGUUAGGAAUUCCACUAAGAUAUCAAUAAAUAAAGAGUGCUGUCAUUAGGGUUUUCUAAGCACAGUGUUUAGCAGUAACUUAGUAUAGUUUAAUCCAGUUUUUGACAGUUCCCAACUCUCUGUCUCUCAUUUUCUGAUGAUUAAAGAAAUAUAUAUAUAUUGUCUUCUUGAUUAUAAAUACAUUAGAUUAAUUACUAGUUCAUGGAACAUACGUCAGAGAAUUAAACCAUUAA
This is a messenger RNA of Ricinus communis (castor bean), 1701 nucleotides long. RefSeq names its product WUSCHEL-related homeobox 11. The transcript has 2 exons. Gene Ontology annotation, molecular function: DNA-binding transcription factor activity; DNA binding. The record is from RefSeq and is a predicted model, not a curated record. Bases 117 to 1025 code for a protein of 302 amino acids. NCBI's taxonomy places the organism in Eukaryota, Viridiplantae, Streptophyta, Magnoliopsida, Malpighiales, Euphorbiaceae. Gene Ontology annotation, biological process: adventitious root development.